GCCCCUGCACUCCGCCGCUCGCCUCGAUGGCCGGGCUGACAGCCGCGGCGCCCGGAGAUGCAGCUGGAGCCGGCAGCCGGGCAGCGCACAGGAGGCGGCAGGCAGGCGGGCGGCGGUCCGGUCCAGCCCGGGCUGUGGCGAUGAUCUCGCCCUGACCGGGGUCCGGCCAGCUGCGGCUGCCUUUGCUCCCCGCCGCCCUCCUCGGGCUCCCCUGUCCAAAGGGGUCCUCCCUGGGCGACUUUGCUCCUUCGCCCUUGGAUUCCUUCUUCCCUUGCAUCCUUCCCUCUCCCAGGAUGGCGGAGGCCGAAUUGCACAAGGAGAGGCUGCGAGCCAUUGCAGAAAAAAGGAAACGGCAGACAGAAAUAGAAGGGAAGAGACAGCAGCUCGAGGAGCAGAUACUUCAGCUGCAGCAUUUCAAGUCAAAAGCGCUUCGUGAAAAAUGGCUGUUGCAGGGGAUUCCUGUCGGUUCACCUGCAGAAGAAGAAGCCAGGAAGAGGCAGUCAGAAGAAGAUGAGCUCAAAGUGAAGAAGCUGGAAGGCAACAUCCAUCGGUUGGAAGAAGAAAUUGGGAAGCUAGAAAGUGAGGAAUCGCAAAUAUCCGCCAAGGAGCGAAUCAUCUUACAGAAAUUAAAAGAGACUGAGAAAUCCUUUGAGGACUUGCAAAAGAGUUUCUCACACCAGGAUGGUGAGGCGGUGAAUUACAUUUAUUCCCAGAUCUCUGAACUCCCAACCUUCUUUUCACGAACAACGGAGGAACCGGGUCCUGGGAAGGACGGGACGAGCAGGAUAACUGCUUUGUACGGCAUGGAAAUUAAUGUGGAGAAAGACAAACAGACAGGGGAGACCAAGAUUCUCUCUACGUCCCCCAUUGGCCCAGAAGGCGCCCGUCAAAGAGGAAUUAAAGUCUAUGAUGAUGGUACCAAAGUAGUCUAUGAGAUGCACCCUGGGGGGGCAGUGAUAGAAAACGGAGUGCAUAAGUUGAGCUCCAAGGAUGUAGACGAACUCAUUAAGAAAGCUGGACAAUCGACCGUAAGAGGGGGAGCUGUGUCAGAGAGGAACACGAUAGCCGAAGGAAACCUCAGCCAUAGGAAGGAGCAGGUGCUCUUCAAGGAGGCGAAACUAGAGAUGGCGCACAAAUCUAGCAAAAGACAUUCCGGGAACCCUCGCCACCAGGCCAAGAUCUCUGGGGAGGAAGUGCCAGAAGCCAGUACGGAGCACCCCGUCACAAUGAUAUUUAUGGGUUACCAAAACAUCGAAGACGAGGAGGAGACCAAAAAGGUGCUGGGCUACGACGAGACAAUCAAGGCCGAACUGGUCCUCAUUGACGAAGACGAUGAGAAGUCCUUGCGUGAGAAGACUGUGACGGACGUGUCCACCAUGGACGGAAACGCGGCUGAGUUAGUUUCUGGAAGACCCACCUCCGACACGACGGAGCCCUCCUCACCAGAGGGGAAAGAAGAGAGCCUACCGAUGGAAAAACUCCCAGGUACAGACAAGAAAAAGCGCUGUCAAUGCUGUAUUGUCAUGUGACCACUUCUUCCUUUCUUCCUCUUCUUCCGAGCAACAUGUGCUCCAUCACUCCCUUAGACCUCACUGUAUUUUUUCUAACUGCAGUACUGUGAACUGGAAGGGACUUCCUUCGAUGCCUUGCAGUUGGGUUGCUCUGAUUGGUUUUUCUCUAGCUCUUCGAGGGAGAUUUGAGUUAUGAAAAGAAGGAUUGCUCACCAAAUGCACUGUUUUAGAAUUAUUUUUCAAAGGUGAGACAUAAGCAGGAAGGGAACAAAAAAACACUUUCAUAGUUGAAACAGAUCUAUCUAUAGCUAUAUCUAUAAAUAUAUAAUAUAUGAAUAUGCAUAGGUGGCUGUGUGUAAAUGUGCAUAUUUAUGUAUUAAAUAUAUUUAUAAAAAACAUGUAAAUGUAUAUGAAGAAUUUUACUUUAUAUAUAUCUAGCAGGUAUGGUCAGCCUCCCAGGAUUUUUGCAGGACUCUGAGUUUCACAUCUACGUGAGCCUUAAACUGCAUUUUAACAACUUUUGUAAUAGGUUUUUUUUUCCUUGGAGCAAAGGGAGCGGGCCUGCGGUUGUUUUGGUGUCAUUCACCUUCAGCGCCCUUCCUGUUCAAAAUGGCGCCACAUUCAGGCCCCUUCCUUUCCAAAAUGGCUUCCCUUUCCAAAAUGGCUUCUGGAAGAGGUUCAACAAGACUUGCUCACAUGUAGGCUCCAAUAAAUUGCUGCGGGGGGGGGGGGCGUGUUGUGAAGGGAUUUUGCUGGCAUUAGUGGGCUCAGUCCACCAAGAGCUGCCACUGUGCAAACGCCAGCCAGUCUGCCCGACAGUGGAGGGAACUUCUGUAGAAGCUCUGUUGAGCAGAAUGAACUUUCCACAGCACCAGUGCUGGGCUAAUUGGCUGUUUGGAACCGAAUCCCAUGUGGGUAACUCUGUUGGCUUUAAUGGGACUUGUGUGCUGAAUUGCAGCCUUGGAGUUGAAGUUGUCACAACAAAUACUCAACAUUGGUCAUCACCACUAUGUAAUCCUGAAAUGAGUUAUUUCUUUCUGCCUGACAGAUUGAGACUAAAGAGAAGUUUGGCCUUUCCCAAAUCUUCCAGCUGGACUGUAUUGUGAAUCUGUUGCAUGUGGUGACAAAAGUUGUAGCCACAACUGAAACAUAGAUGCUGAGUUUUCAUUCCUUGCCUUUCAGUACAGUGUCUAUGUUGGCUUGUGGUCUGGCUGCUGCAGCCCGAUAGAUGAGAGAUUUAUGGUUUGCUGCUUAAAUGUUCACAUAAUAUGCUUCAAAUAGUUCCUGUGAAGUGAAUUCAGAACAUCUUCUGGUGUUUUAAGGUGAAAAAGACCCAUCUCAAAGCGUGCCUGUAAUCAUAUCAACUUAGCCUAAAGAAUAUCAUUUUCACCUUUGACCUGGAGAGUGAAAGGAGCAAAAUCAAAACGGAAGGGGAAUGUGCUAUCAAGUCCUAACUGACUGAUGGCAACCCUGUAGGUUUUUCAAGGCCAGAGAGAUUUAGAGAUGGUUUGCCAUUGCUUGCCUCAACAAAAAUCAAAGAACUGAAGCAAGCUGUGCUGGCAUGAAUGUACAAACUUUCAGGAUUUUUAGGGCUCUUGUGUAAGGUGACCAGAUGGUCA
Molecule: messenger RNA, 3130 nt
Organism: Sphaerodactylus townsendi
Lineage: Eukaryota; Metazoa; Chordata; Lepidosauria; Squamata; Sphaerodactylidae
Product: paralemmin-2-like
Exons: 7
Coding region: 294-1529 (411 amino acids)
Biological process (GO): regulation of cell shape
Cellular component (GO): membrane
Source: RefSeq, a predicted model, not a curated record